Punica granatum (pomegranate) is the source of this 2055-nucleotide messenger RNA. The record is from RefSeq and is a predicted model, not a curated record. NCBI's taxonomy places the organism in Eukaryota, Viridiplantae, Streptophyta, Magnoliopsida, Myrtales, Lythraceae.
AGAACUCAACAUCCUCAAUAAUUUUUGCUAUCUCUCAAGUGCUUGUUCCCAAAGAACACCAAAUGUUUCCCGAAGUGUUCUUCUUCAAAUCUAUUGUCUACUUCCUCUAUAGAAUCCUCCUUGGGAAGCUAAGGAGCAACAACCCAAGAGGUCUGCAUAGAAAAGCAAGCACUGCAGCUUUUUAUCAUAACCAUCUCUCGAAGUGCCAAAAGUUCUCCUCCCUUGCCCACAAACCAAACCUCCCGUGCCACACCGUGGUCUUCGACCUUGAGGGCGCACUCUUGAGGUCGUCCUCACCCUUCCCUUACUUCAUGCUCGUGGCCUUCGAGGCCGGGAGCUUUGUGAGGGCGCUCGUGCUCCUACUCUUAUACCCCCUGAUAGCCCUCCUUGGUGGCGAGUCGGGGCUAAAGGUGAUGGUGUUUGUGAGCUUCUUCGGAGUCAAGGUGAGGAGCUUUAGGGGAGGGAGCGCCGUGUUGCCGAAGUUCUUCAUGGAGGAUGUUGGGCUUGAGGGCUUUGAGGUGUUGAGGAGAGCUGGGAAGAAAGUGGGAGUGAGUGGCUUGCCACAAGUGAUGGUUGAGGGCUUCUUGAGGGAUUAUUUGGAGGUUGAUGUGGUGGUGGGGAGAGAGCUUAAAGUGUUUUGUGGGUAUUUUUUGGGGAUAAUGGAGGAGAGGAAGAGAAAUAAUGGUGCAGUUAUCCUCAAUUUUGUGGAUAAGGAGAUCCUUGGAGAUGAGGCAUUUGGUGGUAAGUUCAACAAUAGCAUCAUUGGUGUUAGCAGCUUCAAAACAUCCCUUAAUAAUCACAUCUUCUCCCAUUGCAAGGAAAUAUACAUAGUGAGCAGAGGGGAGAAGAGGAGCUGGCGGCCUCUCCCCAGCCACAGCACCACCAAACCAGUCAUCUUCCACGACGGCCGGUUGGCUCUCCGGCCGCUUCCGCUCGCCGCCCUGGCUCUCUUUAUGUGGGUCCCCUUCGGCAUUGUCCUCUCCAUUCUCCGAAUCGCCAUUGGUGUCUCCCUGCCCCACAAUCUAUCGAUCCCCAUCCUCAUCUUCUCUGGCCUUCGUCACACCGUAUGGAUCCCUAUUCCCAUCCCAGGUACCCCAGCUGGGAGCAAUGCCAUAAAAGGCCAGCUCUACGUCUGCAACCAUCGAACCCUCCUUGACCCGCUAUAUCUAUCCUUCACUCUAAAAAAGGAGCUCACCGCGGUCACCUACAGCUUAAGCCGUGUCUCUGAGAUCCUCUCCCCGAUCAAGACUGUUCGAUUGACUAGGGAUCGGGUCAAGGAUAGGGCAAUGAUGGAGAGUCUACUACGUCAAGGGGACCUUGUGGUCUGCCCCGAGGGAACCACGUGCCGGGAACCAUACCUCCUACGGUUCAGCCCGCUUUUUGCAGAGAUGAGCGACGAGAUCGUCCCCGUGGCAGUUAACACAAGCGUGGAGUGGUUUCAUGGGACAACUGCAGGUGGGCUUAAGUGCUUUGAUCCGUUGUUCUUCAUGAUGAACCCUAGCCCAUGUUACAGCCUGCGGUUGCUCGAGAAGGUGUCUGGCUUAUCCACGAUAUCUGACCGAGAUGGUGAGAGAUCAAGGUUCGAUGUGGCCAAUGAGGUUCAGCAACAUAUUGGGAGUGCCCUAGGGUUCGAGUGUACUGGACUCACUAGGAGGGACAAGUACAUGAUCCUGGCCGGUAACGAAGGAAUAGUUAACGGCACGAAGUGAUAGAGCGGCGGUCUUAAAGCCAUACAUAUUGUGACUGCAGGUCACAUUCUUUAUUGAUGCAACUUCCAACUUGUUUUGGAGUGCAAAAGCGCCCAGACUGGAAGAAUCUUUACGAUCGAUGUGCCUGGACAGGUGAGGAUUGGUGGAAGUCGAGAAUGCGACGUGUGACGCUAAGACGAACGGUUAAUUAGGGUCUACUGUGUAUGUACAUGUGGAAUAUAUAUAUAUAUAUAUAUAUAUAUAUAUAUACACAUAUAUCUUUUUUUUUGUGGCAAAUACGUAUGUCGUUCAUUAGAAAUUUUUUAAUGUAUUAUUCCUAUUUUCAGGAAACAUUCUUUUAUUGAAU